Messenger RNA from Mus musculus (house mouse), 8529 nucleotides. It is a transcript of the gene Rnf152, whose product is annotated as ring finger protein 152. The coding region runs from base 616 to 1227 and encodes 203 amino acids. Gene Ontology annotation, biological process: cellular response to amino acid starvation; apoptotic process; protein ubiquitination. Gene Ontology annotation, cellular component: lysosome; lysosomal membrane. The transcript has 3 exons. Gene Ontology annotation, molecular function: small GTPase binding; ubiquitin protein ligase activity; ubiquitin-protein transferase activity. NCBI's taxonomy places the organism in Eukaryota, Metazoa, Chordata, Mammalia, Rodentia, Muridae. The record is from RefSeq and is marked validated.
GGUCCGCGGAGCAGAGCUCACUCAGCCUCCCGCUCCCUUCAGUGCUUGGGUCUCUGGGGGUGACACCAAAAGCUUCCGCUCAGUGUCCGGUGCCUGGCGGCGGGUGUCCGAUCGUGGAGGCGGAGGACAGCCGGGCAGGUGGAGGGCGCCGCCUGAAGCCAAAGGAGAGACGAGCAGGGCUGGGCUGCGGGAGGCGCUGCCGCCACUCUGCCCGCGCUGCCCCGCAACCUGCGGCGGGAGGAGCAGGCAGCAGCCGGCCCUCAGCGCUCGUCUAGCAGAGCGCAGCGGGCAGUGCGGACCCCCGGGAUGCUUCCGACGUUGCUGCAGCCGCCGGCGGCGUAACAGAGCCGAGCCUGCUGCUGAGAGAGGCUGAACAAAGCUGGGUCUCAAUCGCGCUUCCUGCUUGUCAGCCUCUUGUCUCCCAAACGCUUACUGUUUCCACUUGAUGUCAACACGCAGAAGGGGGUGAAAGGGACGCGUGACAGAUUCAGAAAUUAGCACAUUUGUGAAUGCUCGAUGCCCUGUGAGCUUGAGAAGAGGGAUCCAGAGUGGUGACAUUUGAGAACCGGCUUCUCCAGCUUCCUGUUGGUCCUGCCCUUUGACUCUUGGUCCGCGAUGGAGACACUCUCCCAGGAUUCCCUGUUGGAAUGUCAGAUCUGUUUUAAUUAUUACAGCCCCCGACGAAGGCCCAAGUUGUUGGAUUGCAAGCACACCUGCUGCUCGGUGUGCCUCCAGCAGAUGAGGACCAGCCAGAAGGACGUAAGGUGCCCCUGGUGCCGUGGCAUCACCAAAUUGCCCCCGGGCUUCUCUGUAUCACAACUGCCCGAUGACCCAGAGGUCUUGGCAGUCAUUGCCAUACCACACACUUCCGAGCAUACCCCAGUCUUCAUCAAACUUCCAAGCAAUGGGUGCUACAUGCUGCCCCUGCCCAUCUCUAAGGAGCGUACACUCCUGCCGGGAGACAUGGGCUGCCGCCUGCUGCCAGGGAGCCAGCAGAAGUCUCUCACCGUGGUGACCAUCCCUGCAGAACAGCAGCCCCUGCAGGGUGGAGCUCCCCCGGAGGCUGUGGAGGAGGAGCCUGACAGAAGGGGCGUGGUGAAGAGCUCCACAUGGUCUGGCGUGUGCACUGUCAUCCUGGUGGCCUGUGUUUUGGUCUUCCUCCUGGGCAUUGUGCUACACAACAUGUCCUGCAUCUCUAAGCGCUUCACUGUGAUAUCCUGUGGUUGAAGUCUUUCACAGGGAUGCCUCUUGUGGGUGCCAACUUAGGGGGUGAGCAGGUGUUGGUGAUGGGAUCCCUGUGAUGAGAUGGGGGUGACACUGCACAUUUGGUGCAAGCGCUGGCCUGCAAUUGUCACUUGAUUCACCUAAAGACAAGUGCAGAGGGUGAGGUCUCAGCAAGAUCCCAGGAGAACAGUUUCAAGAUGGUGACAACUAUGAAGAUGUUUGCAUGCUUCCUCAUAAUUGUGUAUCCAAUGGGCUGUAAUUUAUGAUUUUCCUAAAUCAUGGUCUCAAGUUAGACUUUUCUACUUAGACAUGAAAAUGUACAUGUGGGUGCAAUAGCUCUCUAAAUACGGUAGACGGUAGGUUAAAACAGAUGCUGUGUACACAAGUAGAAUUAAACCUCAAAUCCAUGUUUAAAAAACAAAAACAGUGAAGACCCAGAGCUGGCUCCUGUGUGUGCAUGUUUGUGUGUGUAUGCUCACGUGUGUGUGCGUGCGUGCGUGUGUGUCUGUGUGUGUGUGUGUGUGUGUAUGUGUGUGUGACUGAACCCUGGUCUUCAUAAACUUUUUAUACAUUUUGAAUGGCACCCAAAUCAAAAUAAUCAAAACAGACCUUUUGGCUGUUUGAAGAAAAUAUUUGCACACAUGUCUUCAGUGUGUUGUGCUUUGCCAAGUUCCUUCAUUUCUCUUCAUCUGUGAUUUAAGCUUGCUCUGUGCUUGUUAAGCUGGAAGCCCAACAGGCAAGUGAUGGACAGGGAAAUAUAUAGGCAAUGUCUAAUUCCCUAAGAAACCUAUAUGCCAAUCUUUCUCAAGCCAUCUCACAAGAUAAGAAUUUAAAGUGUAAAUAUUGUGAAUCUCUGUGUGUAUUUUGUGUGUGUAAUUCAAUUUAUCUCAGGUUUUUGAGUUUUUCCUGAAGAAUCCUGGGAGUAAGACUUUGUGGGCGUGCAUAAGCCAAGUGUCUACAACACCAGCCUCCUGGCCGGUGCCUGGAUCUUUCCCCCACAUCACCUCCAACAUCCACUUGCACUUUGCUGUGUAUAGUGAUCCCAUGUCAGUAAAGGCUCAGACAGAGCAUCAGAAGAACUCGUCAUUUUCCCUCAGUUUGGAGGGCUUUGUGUCAAAGUCACAAAUGUUGCUAAUCAAUGGCAUACCUAGAUGGGCAUUGUAAUAGACAGUCCUUGAUGAUCUUUUCUUUGAAAGAUUUUCCUGUAAGAGUUAACCUGCUUAGAAUUCAAUUUCAUCUUGUUGGAACUUUCAAGAAAAUGUUUUGUAUUUCAAAUGUUUCUACUGCCAAAAGUAGUACGGUGAACAAAAAUGCUCACCAUGUAAGUGAACCAGUUUCUCAUGAUUGCUCAACUAUUUUUAAAUGUGAAUUUAUGAAGAAAGAUCUGUUAGCAUAAAAGAAGCAGUCCCUAGUCUGGCUGUGUGUAUUCUGAAAGAGUUGCCAGCGCUAUAGUCCUCUUUGAACUCUGUUUGUGGAAUGAGUGAUGUUUGUCAAGGACUCCACUCAGCUGUGUUCCUCCCUGCUGUUCUGUUGAAUCCCUGAAAUGGUGGAAAGGGUGGGAAAGGCAAAGGAAAGGAAAGAGUGGCACAGGAUCUAAGCAAGGUCAGAAGCAGCCCUGGAACAUGGAAGCAUGAUUGGCCUGCUGGCCUUCAUCUUCAAGCUGCACAACAGACGUGUGCUAAAGUGAUGACUUUGCAGUGAAAUAAAACAGAGGAAUAACAUCUAGAGUACAACGAUAACAAUUGACAUGAAAAUUCAACAUCAAAUUAUGAGCUCUGGUUUUUAAAAUCUUUCAAAUUUAUAAGACCUUUAGGAAAAAAAUGUAUCUGAGGGCUCAAACUAGAAAUUAGGUUAAAAUACCAUUUUAUCGUGUAAGCUAUUGGGCAUUAUACAACGAAUAAUCUAGGAUUUAUUUGGUAUUAAUAAUUUAGGUAUCAUUAGCUGAAUACUAUCCUCUAUUAUGUAACAUAAUAUACUGUUGGGUUAGCAUCAAUUUCUCAAACUCUCAGGCUGCUCUAAUGCAUGUCUGACCCACUUUCUAUUUCUCUCGGAGGAGAAAACACACAUAGACAAAAAUGUUGCGUAAAGGAUGUUAUGUUUCCAAUGGAUGUUACUCUUGCAAUUUUAAGCCAGGCCAUAUUUAAAUUCAUUUGUGAGAGAUAUCAGCAUACCUUCCUGUACAGUAGAAAAUGAGUGAUCCUAUAGUACAGUGUGUGAAAAUGUUCUAGUUGUUUAGGAGGCUAUUUAUAGAUACUAACAUGUGUGUUGAUAUGGUGUCCUGUGGUUUUUCUUGCAAAGCUGUAUAGUAAAAUUGUCCACAGAACUCCUAAAAAGUUCAUGUUAGAGCUGUAAUUAAGCAAAAUCAAUCUGCUCCCUGGUAGACUCUUGACCUUACAACCUGACAGUAAUAACCCAAGUCAAAGCUUUUUUAUGUGUGCUUGGUCUAAGAGACAUUAUUUAAAACGGUUGAAAUGGAUUCUGCCUAUGGUUUGCAUAUGUGCUUAUUAGGGUGUGUGUGUGUGUGUGUGUGUGUGUGUGUGUGUGUGUGUGUGUGUGGUUGUGUGUUAGAGGAGGGGGCAAGGAGGCCUGCCAACUUCUAUAUACUUGAUGUUUCAGUUUAUUCUGGAAUUUACCCACAACACUAAAACUUUAUCUAUCUCAUGUGGGGCAAGCAGCCAGGGCUUAGAAUCACAUGCCAGUGGCAGGGACAGCAGUUGCAGCUGAAAGGAGGCUCUAGUGGCUUCAUCUUGCAGAUGAGCUCAUUGGGGUAUGUAGAGAGCAGUAGUGUGCAGGUUGUAAUUCUAUAGCAAGAAGACAAGACCCGUGUCCUGCUGUGCCGUGUUAUUCCUCCCGAGGCACACCACUUUCCCUCUCAGGCUAUGAUUGUUUACAGAGUCUGGGAAGGCCCUGUGUCAGCUAUUGCUUUGAGGGUUGCUUCAGAUAUUAAUUUCUUUUUAGAUAGCUUCUUUUUGGGAAAGAAAAGGGGGGGGGUUGAUUUAGGAAUGAAUGAAGGUAUUAAAAGAAAACUUUCAAACCAUGUGAUUCGAAUAUUUAGAAGUGUAAAACAUAAACCAGGAUCCUGCCCCCCACAUGUCCAGGACGAUGAGUGUUGUGUAAAUAGUAACCUAUAAGAAGCAUGAAUUUCUUCUUUAUUAAUGAUCUUGAUAUAAGCAAGAGAAUGCUUACCGUGUUAAGUAGAGCCAAGUAUGGCACUUCAUAUGUCGUCUUUAGAAAAAUUUUGUAUAAUGACCUGGGACAUAAAUUGUAAUGAUAAAGGCAAAUUAGUUCUGAAUUUCAGUCACACCUUAUUAUCAGGAAGGUCUGAGGCUUUUUUUUUUUUUGAAACAGAAUUAAAUUUCACCCUCUGCAUUACUCACAGAGUGGAUCCAUUGGAGUUUCAGCUGUAUGCUAGUUCAGCUCUUGGAAUUUUCUAAGUCAGUCCUGUUUGAUAGAACUUUUGGGAUUGAUGGAAAUUGUUCUGUAUUUGUUCAGUGUUGUUUAGUAGAGUGGCCACUAGCCACAUGGCUGUUAAGCAAUUAGGUGGGGAUGGCUGAAGAAAUGACUUUUAAAUGUUAUUUAAUUUUAAGAAAUUUAAAAUUAAAUAUUCCCAUAUGGCUUGUGAUCACAUUGGCCAUAAUGACAUCAGGAAGUUGACUAGUAACAGUUUGCCAAAAGAAAUUCCUUUCUAACUUAAAGACGCUUAUGGGCUCCAAAGGGGAGGGGUAGUAAUAAAAUCUCAUCCAUUGCCCUUUGGGGUUAUUGCUUAGAGACUUUAAACCAAGGAAUGAGCAGUGAAGCUUAAAGAGAACUUUAUUAAGCCCCUUUUCUGGGACCAUUAGCUGCAUGUAAAUCUAUUGUCCAAAGCUCAUAGCUAGACAGUAGCUGUAAAAUUUUUGACUUGCAAGCCAUGCAUGACCUGUGCUGUGAAAGUGUGUGUAGGGUCUUGUGGCCAAAAAAAAAAAAAAGAGUCAAUGUUACAGAAAAUCUAAUAAAUAAGAGUCUGAUGAAAUCCCAGUUCACUUUUGAGCUCUUUCCCAACCGAAUCACUGCAUCAGUGAGUGGGAAAUCCACAAUCAAGCAUGCAUUGCGGUGUUUACAGUGUUUCUAUUUGCCCUUGAAGUCAGUCAGUUUGUCAUGUAUUUGGUGUGGGCAUAUGUGGGUGCCAGGCUGGAACAAGGUACCACUUUUAGAGUGAGAUGUGACAUUGUUGAGUGUCUCUUUUUAAAUUUAGUUAUCAUUAAAAGGUUUGAAACUUUGCACAAAGGCACUUUUUACAUUUUUAAUAGUUAAGGAAAAAAAAAAAAAGGAAAGCGUUCCUCAAUGGGCUUUAGAAACUGAAAGGUUAUUAUGGCUGUUCUGUAGAGUUACUCUUCUGUUAGUAAAGGGGAGUGGAGAGUCCAGCUCAAGAUACAUUCCGUAUAAAACUCAGACUGUAGCCGAUAGUCUGGCACCCUUCCCUGCUUAGAUUUUGAUUUAAAGAUCUCCUGUCCCUUCCUUUGAAAAUCUGUACCAUGUCAGAAUUUCCUAGCCUUCCUCUUCAUUGCUCCCCGCCCCAGUGUAGUGGAAGCCAACUGUGCUUGCUUUGAUGGAACAGAAUUGGGCUGAGUUUCCAAUUCUGCAGCCCUUCAAUAGGGAGCACUCUCUUUGGGGCUGGUCUUCAACUUGUUGGCCAAAUGGUGUUUUCUGAAGACUUUUCUAAGUUAGGAGGCCGACAGUGAUUCAUAUACUAUGGGUGAUACGCCCAGACAGCAACAAAGCUCCUCUCUCCUUAGAAGAAUGGUGUUAUGGACUAGGUAACAUUCCGGAACCACACCAGAAGUUGGCCAACUCAUACUCUGGACCUAGAUGGAGAAAUUACUUCUUGACAUUUUCACCAUAAUCAGGAAGACUUCACCUGAAAAGUCAUUCUCAUACUGACAGAAAUUCCAGGCAAGAGUGAGAUCUCCAAGAGAAUUUACCCAUGGUAUCUAUUUGAAAGAGAUAGUUGCUGGAUCUUUUUCAACCUGAAACUCUUGAAAACUAAGUGGAAAUUCAAGCCAUUUUUCCUGAUAGAAAUGACUUGCUACAACUAACUCUCUCUCUCUCUCUCUCUCUCUCUCUCUCCCUGUAAUCGGAGUUAACAUAAAGUAGAAAGCAUCAGCAUGAUUUUCUCAUCCAUGGAUCACAAAAUGCUGAAUUUAUAUAUUAAUUUUUAAACAGCUGUUAUGAGCUCCAUAUGCCAUGUCAAACCAACUACUUUGGGGAAUGUCUUAAACUCUUAAGACUUCUCCAUUUAUAAAGAGGUGGGUACUCCUACGUGAUGUCAUUGAAAAACCAUUGAUCACCCAUACACUGAGCAGGCAGGGCAUUUGAUUUCAGAAUUCUAAAUAACCUUUCUCUUUCCCUCCCUCCCUCCCUCCCUCCCUCCCUCCCUCCCUCCCUCCCUCCCUCCCUCCCUCUUUUCCUCCCUCCCUCCCUCCUUUCUUUCUCUCUCUCUCUCUCUCUCUCUCUCUCUCUCUCCUCUUUUGGUCCUUGUUAUGUUUCAAGAUUGUAAACUACUAUCUCUGAGAUACUCCAUUCUGAAUCAAUUUCUCUGAGCACUUCUCUUGUCUUGCUUGUUCCAGCCAAUGUCUUUUGAUUUUUCUCUGUUCACUGCCUGGGGUAUCCCCACUUGUGCAUCCCACACUGUAGUGGUGCUUGAAAAUGCUUAUCUCAUUUAUCUGGAGUUUAAUCUAAAAAGGGUUUUUAAAAUAUACUAUUCACAUUGUGUUAUUAGGGACAAUCAGCUAUUAGAACAAAGCACUGAGGGUCCUCCUGAGAGCUCCAACAGUGGGCCUUUCUCUUCGUUCCUUACAGGAUGUUUGUUACAUCCUGGAUCUUUCCCUGUUUCCCAGAUCACUGAUCUCAAUGCCUCCCUAGAUGGAGAGCUGUAGCCCACAAGACAGUCUCCUGUAAUAUUCCUGCCCAAUGAGUUACUGUGUUACUCUAACAGGAGCUUUUCAAAGGGACUGGUCACUCUUUAACUCAGCAUUUGCUUUUUGAGAACACAGUAGUCAGUGGUUGGAUAUAUUGGUGGCAAGGAAAUGUGAAGUAGAAAGAAAAGAGAAACAGAUGUGACAGAUGUCCUUCAGGGAACAAGUUGAUACCUAUGUUAUCUCUGUUUGAACAGUAAGAGAAGGCAGUGGCUGUUGGCUAGGUGGACUUAGCCAUCCCAUUGCCAAGGAGCCUCACCUGAGGGAAUGGUACAGACAAAACCCUGGGCUCUGAAUAGAUAGACAGACAUGCCCAGAGAAGGAGAAACUAUUUUUAAAAGAAAGGAAAGUGAAAUGGGAUUAUGGGUUCAAAAAAAAAAAAAAAGACUUUACACUGUAUGUCAGCCAUGGUAGAAGCCAACUGAAGAUAACCUGGGAUCUCGACCAUUCUACCAGGGAUCACCUGCUUAAGUUGAAGACACAAAUGGAAGGUGCUUGGCUCAUGAGGAGAUUCCCAAGGAGUUCUCAUCUUUCCUGUCAUCCUUUCAGAUGCUUUUGGGUUAUCAAGGCUGUAGAAAAUACCAGAGCCUGCUUAUGGAGUUGGCCAUGGAGUACAUAUAAGUGUACCUUGCUCCUCUCUUUGCUAUGAAAAAGUUCUAGUUCAAUUAGUGAGCUGUGACUUGGGUACGACUACUGCAAAAAAAAUAGUUCAAUAAUGUUGUGCUUAUGUUCUUGCUGCUGCCAUUAUUAUAUUUAUAUAUCUCACCACUUGUAUGUAUGACCUCACUUGAUGGUUAUAGGUAUGGAAAUUGCCAGCAGUCUGGGGAAGUUGGCCACAAACUCCCAAUAGAGGACAUAUGUAACCACCACCAUGUUCCCUUCCAUUCUUAAAGACCCAUGUGUGGGCUUUCUGGUCUUGUAUAACACAUUGCAAUCAGAUGGUGAGAUUAGUGCUGUUCUGAGGCUGUUAAUUCUAGUUCCUGACUUGUUUCAUUUAUAAUAAUGGAGACAGUUUCUUUGGGGAAGCUUUUCUUUGAAAGGGCCAAAUUGCCCUACAGAUAAAUGAGCUGCCGGGCAGUGUAGAAAUUCUUGUCCAAAUGUUGCCAAAUACUGACUUCAUAGGGGAUAUCAAGCUGCUGUUUAUUAAUCGGAAUGUCUUAAAAGCCUUCCUGCUUGCUCUCUCUGUUAUAGAUGGUGUCUUAGCCAGUCCCAAGUUUUUCCAAUGAACCUGAUUUUAAUACAUGGUAUUUUUGUAUGCUAAACUGGUGUCUUGUCCUUUGUAUAUGUGGUAAUGUUCAUUUUACGACUACUGUUAAAACACAUUUGCUAUGAUUAAAAUUCAAAAUGAUUUCAA